CGGAGUGAACGAUGGAUCGAUGGAGACGGCGAUUAUCUUCGUAUUUCCUUAGCGUAGAAAUUCGCGAUUUUUAUGCAAGCUGAUUUGGUAGGUUUAGGGCUAGGAUUUUGGUUGCUGUGAUAGAUGGGCGCCGGGGCAUCGAGCAUUUUGGGGACGGAGGGGGACGGAGCGCACGAGACGGGGCUUGGUGACCUUCCGGAGAGCUGUAUUGCAGAGGUGAUGCUCCGCCUCGAUCCGCCAGAGAUUUGCAGGCUGGCGCGUCUAAGCCGGACAUUCAGGGGAGCUGCUUCAGGAGACUUUGUGUGGGAGACGAAGCUUCCGAAAAAUUACACUUAUUUAUUGGAGAAAGCUUUUGGUGUGAAGGGGCGCGAGGUUUUACGGGAUCGAAAGGAGAUCUAUGCAAGGCUCUGCCGCCGGAAUCCCUUUGAUGGGGGAACCAAGGAAUUCUGGCUUGAGAAGUACAAGGGUAGGCUUUGCAUGUCCAUUUCUUCAAAGGUGUUGUUGAUUACUGGAAUGGAUGAUCGAAGAUACUGGAAUUAUAUUCCGAGUAAGGAAUCAAGAUUCCACGUUGUAGCCUAUCUUCAGCAGAUUUGGUGGUUUGAGGUGAAUGGUGAAAUCGAGUUCAACUUCCCACCUGGCAUAUACAGCCUAUACUUUCGCCUUCAUCUGGGACGAGCCACUCGGCGACUUGGUCAUCGGAUUUGCAGUACCGAGCACGUCCAUGGAUGGAACAUCAAACCGGUCCGUUUCCAGUUGUGGACAUCGGAUGGCCAGCACGCCUUGUGUCAUUGCAAUCUUAAUGAACCAGGAUACUGGAUAAGAUACCACGUAGGCGAUUUUAUCGUAGAAAGCGCAGAAGUCGCAACCAAGGUGAAGUUUUCAAUGAAACAAAUUGACUGCACGCACACAAAAGGGGGUCUCUGUGUGGAUUCUGUGUUCAUAUGUCCUAAGGGGUUCAGACAGGGAAAGGUUUUUCCGCCUUCUUAGUUUUGCGGGAUAGCUUAGCCAUAAAAAAAAUAGUAUAACAGGCACAAAUAUAGAAGAUAGGUUUUCUUUUUUCAACUUUCUUUCUCUUUCUCCCAUCUGAGUUGAGUUGUGUGAUGGGAGCUGUCUGUUCUCUUCUAUGAAUUCUGAUUUGGUUGAAAAUGCUCAAGUUGUAGCUUCUAAUGUCUUGGUCGUUCAUGUAUGUUGACAAACUAAUACAUGUUAUUAUUGGAUUGCAGAUAGUUUUUGUUCU
Molecule: messenger RNA, 1237 nt
Organism: Dendrobium catenatum
Lineage: Eukaryota; Viridiplantae; Streptophyta; Magnoliopsida; Asparagales; Orchidaceae
Product: F-box protein PP2-A13
Exons: 3
Coding region: 124-987 (287 amino acids)
Molecular function (GO): protein binding
Source: RefSeq, a predicted model, not a curated record